Messenger RNA from Lachancea dasiensis, 702 nucleotides. Lineage: Eukaryota; Fungi; Ascomycota; Saccharomycetes; Saccharomycetales; Saccharomycetaceae. The record is from the annotation of a GenBank genome assembly.
AUGGGGAGAAAGCCCUCCAGAAUUGAUAAGAACUUGACCCAAAAAACGAAGGCUACCAAGUUCGAGUUUCCUGAUGCAGUUUUAAGCCUGAACUCAAGCCUCAAACGUUAUGAGUAUCUUCCGGUACCCGAAUGCAUAAUGGACGAUAAAGUUAUCAUCAUUAACAAGUUCCUUUCAGAUCUAGUUAGCCAAGAACUAUGUAGUAGCUUCUCACAAGCAGGGGUAAUGGAGCUUUUCAGACAGCGUGGCACAAAAGAAUAUGCGGAGCGAAUAAAUGACAGAUUCGCAUCAUAUAAUCCCAAGGUUGCUGGAAUUUUAUGGGAAAGACUCUUGAAGUGCCUCUCGCAAGACGACCACGUCAUGGAAACUCUAGGAUUCAUGAAUGCAAAGGGUCUCAACCCUCAGUUACGAACAUAUAGGUAUGGAAAGGGGCACAUGUUUGCCAAGCAUUACGAUUCUUCAGUGGUGGUUCCAAAUGAAGGAACCACGCGAUGGACUCUAUUAGUUUAUUUAACUGGUGGGGAUCAGUUAGUAGGCGGGGACACGAUUUUCUAUUCAGCUAGUAAUCAAAAAUAUCCUGCUGUGCAUCCUCAGGUUGGAAUGGCCCUUUUACACAAGCAUGGGGACGAUUGUUUGUUGCAUGAAGCUCAGGAAGUAUACGACGGUGUCAAAUGGGUCUUAAGAAGUGACGUAGUAUUUUGA